Neurospora tetrasperma FGSC 2508 is the source of this 225-nucleotide messenger RNA. RefSeq lists its product as uncharacterized. The annotation marks the transcript as partial. The transcript is spliced from 2 exons. The record is from RefSeq and is a predicted model, not a curated record. Lineage: Eukaryota; Fungi; Ascomycota; Sordariomycetes; Sordariales; Sordariaceae.
AUGGAACAACCGACGAACAAAACGAGACGUCAAAACAAAGGUCUAUCAAGGCCUGGCCAGGAUACCGGUAUGAGGAAAAGUCCGUGCCCCUCGCCUCACUCUUCAGAGCCUUUUCCAUCUAUCUGCCCAUGUCGGCAUCUGGGCGUUGGGCGUUGGGCGUUGUGCAUUGGGUUUUGUAACCGGAAGUUGGUGAGAUCGAUCCAAGAUGAGGAUGUGCCAGCCAGU